UCCAUUGCUGAGAGACAAUGCUGUUGCUUUAAAAGAGAAAUCCUAUACAUUUGUUUACUGGACUUAAAGAAGCUUAAUUUCUCAAAAUGGUUGAUGCAUUCUGUGGCACAUGGAAACUAGUCAGCAGUGAAAACUUUGAUGAGUACUUGAAAGCUUUAGGUGUUCCGUUUGCAAUAAGACAAGUUGCAGGUGCGCUUAAACCCACACUCAUCAUCUCAAAACAAGGGGACAUAGUGAUCUGCAAACAACAGAGUACUUUCAAGAACUCUGAGAUCUCCUUUAGACUGGGCGAAGAGUUUGAUGAGACCACUCCAGAUGGCAGGCAAUGUAAGUCCAUUGUGGUUAUGGAUGGCGACCGAUUUGUUCAAGUGCAGAAGUGGAAUGGUAAAGAAACCACCUAUGCCCGGGAGAUGAAGGAUGGAAAGAUGAUUGCAAAACUCACCUGUGAGGGCGUGGUGGCUGUGAGAAGCUAUGAGAAAGCAUAAGUCUGAACAUCUUGACAGGGUGUGCUCCUCUCCACUGGGCAGCAACAGAUGCAAUGUGCUUUAAUAUUUCAUGUAAGACGAAUCUUGCACUCCAUACACCAAAUCUAUCACAGUACGGACAUGUUUGGAUCAUUUUUUUUAUUACUUGUCAUCAAGGCUGAUUUGUGAGCAUGUUAAUCUGUUUAAUAAACAACCAAACAAAAACA
Triplophysa dalaica is the source of this 691-nucleotide messenger RNA. RefSeq names its product fatty acid binding protein 7, brain, b (gene fabp7b). Gene Ontology annotation, cellular component: cytosol; nucleus. Gene Ontology annotation, biological process: fatty acid transport. Lineage: Eukaryota; Metazoa; Chordata; Actinopteri; Cypriniformes; Nemacheilidae. The transcript is spliced from 4 exons. The record is from RefSeq and is a predicted model, not a curated record. Bases 87 to 485 code for a protein of 132 amino acids. Gene Ontology annotation, molecular function: fatty acid binding.